GCACGAGCUCCCCUCUCAACGCCAGGGCAAAUGUUACAUCGCGCCUCGCGUCUUUACCCCUCAUGUACUCGCUUCGUUUAGCUAGCAGCGGCAGCACGGGACUCGGCUUCGCGCUCGGCCGGCUCGGCGGGAGGAGUGGCGGCGGCGGCGGCGGUGGUGGUUUAGCGCCCGCGUCGGCGUCGUCGUCGUCGGUGGUAUCCGCUCGCACGAGGAGGACCGUCUCCGUGACGCCCAACGCCGCGGCGCCGACUCCGGGCGAGCAGGGCGUCGCGAUGGAGCAGGGCAAGCAGCAGCACCAGCCACCACCUCCGUCGCAGCCGCAGCCGCAGCAGGAGAAGCGCGGCUCCCGCGACGACGACAUGCACAAGACCACAGGGGACGUGAUGACCCACUCUUUCGGGGAGGGAUACUCGACGCGGUCGGACGAGGAAGGGUUCGGUGGCGUGUACGGACAGAACGACCCGGUGUUCAACCCUGGGACCGAGGUGCACCCCAGCCACCCUGAGUACGACACGUCGCAGGGGUCGGAGGUGAAGGAGAAGGAGAAGGCGCGCCACCAUAAGGACGACAAGCACGCGACCUAAGCCUAGCAGUUGGGGGCUGGAUUAGGUCCUAAUCGUAGUUUAGUCGGGCAUGACGGGGAUCACCCCCAUCAUCACCUGUGCAUCCACGUUGCCCUAUCUUUGAUGGGCACUAGUUGUAUCUUUUGCUUCUGAACUGUUUUGAUGCAUUUGUUUUAUUCCUUAGAUGUGAUGUAAAAUCUCUACAGUACUUAAUUAGCUAUGUACUGGUACUGUGAGUUCUCCAGCGCUUGUGUCUCCUGGUGUGUGUGAUCAUGUAAUGAUGAGUCGAUUCAUAUAUAUACUCCCUCCUCCUCCGUCAUCCCUUCUAUAGGAUUUUCAAAAAACAUCCCUUCUAUAGGAUUUGUAUAAUAAAUCUGUAAUAAAAGAGAUUUUAGGUGGCUUGGAUA
Messenger RNA from Oryza sativa Japonica Group (Japanese rice), 970 nucleotides. RefSeq lists its product as uncharacterized. Lineage: Eukaryota; Viridiplantae; Streptophyta; Magnoliopsida; Poales; Poaceae. The record is from RefSeq and is a predicted model, not a curated record.